Messenger RNA from Strongylocentrotus purpuratus (purple sea urchin), 3106 nucleotides. It is a transcript of the gene tmem248, whose product is annotated as transmembrane protein 248. NCBI's taxonomy places the organism in Eukaryota, Metazoa, Echinodermata, Echinoidea, Camarodonta, Strongylocentrotidae. Bases 266 to 1189 code for a protein of 307 amino acids. The transcript has 7 exons. The record is from RefSeq and is a predicted model, not a curated record.
UUUGAUUGCAUGCAUCGUUGGGCAAAUAUGGCGAUUAUACGCAGGGCCUACGGUACGGUAACAUAGCACAGCUACAGUCAAUCCCGUGGAUCUGUUUCUUCUAUUCUGAGAAAAUUGAUCGAGGACAAGUUCUAGUACUACUGGGUUAAAUCCAUACACGGCAUCUCCUUGGCAAAUUAACCACAGAAGUCAAGUCAGAUCAGACAAAUACUGGGUUCAUCAGAUUUCUUAUGUCAUCCAGAUUGAAAGACUUACUUCUUGAGAAAUGGCUGUCAAACCCUUAGAGAAUCUCAAGAGCUUCACAACCACUAGGCCACCCUUGGUUGUCUUCACCAUCUGCAUACUCCUCUUUGCCAUAACUCUCCUCUCCCUGGAAUCUUACUUCAAGAGAAAUGAAGUGCCCAAUUAUGACAUUGACUAUGACUGGAACACAUUACUGCAGGGGUUCAGUGAGCUAGAGUUUUGCCUUCUGCCCAACGAGACACAGCCAGAGGCCGUCACCACGACAACCGCCAGCUCUCCUUUCAAUUCAACCUCAACUCCUACUGCUACCACUUCAGCAGACCUCUAUGAAGAACUCGAGGGUUUCUCUCUGCAGAACACCUCUUUGUCAAUAAGUGUGUCAUUUAGGGCCCACACUAGCAGCCAUAGCAAACUCCAUUUUGGCUCAACACAUCUGUACAGCAAAUUUCCUACAGAAGAGCUUGGAAUUACAGGUGGUAGUGAGCAAGUUUAUGUCACGCUGGAGCUGAACGAGCCCCUCAAGCCUCUGGCAUGCAAGGAUAGCGGGUGCACCAGUGAGAGUUUGAGUGCUUGUCUUACUAUCCGUGGACCUCAGUACGUGUUCCCUAAAACAAGGCGACCAGGAACUUGUAAUGGAACAGAGACAUCAAAGCCAGAGAAAGUUGCCAAGAUGCAAGUGAAGCCAAGCAAAGAAAUUGACCCAGUGCAGUGGUGCAAUGACGGGACUGUUGCUAAAGCUGCUCAUCAGUUUGACCCAAAGCUAACAGUCAUGCUAAGCUCGGCUCAGCGCUCCAUCAUCAACAUGCACCUGAUGUAUACAAGUUACUUCCUUUUUGUGAUGCUUAUUACUUGUGUCUGUUACGCAUUGGUGAAGGGACCCCCAGUUAAGUCCAGGACAAUUGCCCAUUCAACAACGAAAGAGAAAAAGAUGUCUGCACCAAUUUGACGAUUCAUCUCUACUACAAAGAUAUUGUGUAUAUAUUCCUUUAGAGCUAUUGUAAAUAUUCUUUCAAGAGUUAUUUGUUAGUAGUGUAUGUUACAAUGAUUUUGAAAUUGAAGACACAUAUAUUCACUAUAUUUUGCUUCAAUAUGCAUUUGUAUUUCGAUUUGAAGUGAAUAAUUAUGUUAUUUCUAUUUCCUGGUGCAUAAAGAAGCUAUUGCCCUUUUCUUUUUUUUCCUCAUGUGGUUGCAGGGGGUUAUAAAUAUAGUAGAAAUGGUCCUUUCAUGGCCUUUUUUAAAAGACUAUUUUUUAAAUAUUUAAGAUCAUAAGAUUCACAUAGAAAUAAAUGAAAUUGUAAAAAAAUAUUUCAGUGUAAGUACCAUGUUCUUAUUUACCAAUACAUGUUGUAAAUCACUACUACUGUGAAUUACUCUACCAAUAUCAGACUAUCCAUGUUCAUGUACAAAAUUACAUACAUUUUGAGUGGCAGAAUCUGGUCCCUCAUGGAAGCCGUUGUCAUCCAAUUGAUGUUUGGUAAAUGGGUGUUGUUGCGGCCAUUAUUUUGAGCUUGGAUUAUUGUAGAAUGUACUGGGGCCCGGGAAUGCAUUAUUCUCAGAAAUUUGUUGGAACAUCCAGGCCUGGGACAUCUACUUUGAGGAGUGGAGAGGAAAUCCAAUGUUGAAGGAAGUUGACUACCGCUGAAGGUCAGUUAGAAUGCAGGCCCAUAAAAACUAUAGUGUACCACAAAUGUCGGUCUUGUUAAACUUUGGUCUAGUGGACAUUCCUGCUAGUUUUGAGGUGGCCUAGUUGAACAAACCUUUGGUCUGGCAAUUUUAUUAUCAUUGGCUGCGGCGGCGGGUGGGGGGGGGGGCAUUUUUUUUUAACUUUGAGGUGUUGUGCACCUUUUAGUUAUUUUGUUUGAAUUUGUGUAAAGUGCUGUAAAAAUUUGUUAAGACUCUCCUGGCCUUUUGCUUCAUCCUCUGUCUAACCUUACUAAAAUUUAAGUGAAAAUAUAAAAUGAACAUAAAAAAGAAUCAUCUCUCUGUUCCAUGAAUGAAAAUUGUAAUAUGCACCCCCCCCCCCAAAAAAAAAAUCAGAAUUGACAUUUAUUAAAGUUCACAUGCCCGAUAUGAUUUUUUUGUAUUGAGGGGGAGGGGUGCGACUUGCUACUCUCCACUCAAAAGUUAUCUUAAAAUGCCACUUCGAAAAGGUUAAAGCCUUUGAUUUUAUUAUAUUUUAUGGAGAUGUCAUCUCAUGUAUGUUGCAAUAAGAUGUUAUUUAAAAAAUGUGCCUGAUAAUUCAUGUACAUGUACUACUCUGUGUAUACACGUGGGUUUAGAAAGCGUAGACUUGUAAGCUCUAGUAGACUUUUUUAUAAAGCCUAUCUGCACUAGUUUGGCCAGGAUGGAUUAGACCUCCCUGCAUGGUCACCGGCGGGUGGUUAUCUCAUAAAAGGUAUACAUACAUUGUUUACUAUAUAGAGGGCGCAUGUAGCUAUAAGUAGUGCAGUGGGGCUUUAAAAGGUAUACCCUCUAAAUACUCAAUCAUUACUAGUUCAUGUAUUCUUUCAUCAUUUGUUUAUACAGUGGAUCUUUUUGUAGGUAGAUCAGCUAUAUUUGGGUAUACACUGUGAUUAACAUUCCAAUUAAGUCUGUUGCAGUUAGAUGCUCUUAAUAUGUGCUUUAAAAAAUCCAAAAAAUCCAAAAAAAUCUGUACAUCCUCUCUUUGCAAAAGUUCGCUAUAAGGGAUUAUUUUGUAGAAAUGUGUAAUUUUUUUAAAUAACUUGAUGCCUGUGCUGAAUGUGGUAAAUAUCAAGUAUGUUACAAAUGUCCAUAUAUUUCAUGUUCUUUCAAAAAUUAUGUGGGUAAUCAACAUAUAAAUGUAAAUGAAAUUUUAUGAUUAAAUGUCAAUCUUGUGGGAAAA